This is a messenger RNA of Doryrhamphus excisus (bluestripe pipefish), 2380 nucleotides long. RefSeq names its product histidyl-tRNA synthetase (gene hars). Gene Ontology annotation, molecular function: RNA binding; histidine-tRNA ligase activity; identical protein binding. Gene Ontology annotation, biological process: mitochondrial translation; histidyl-tRNA aminoacylation. Gene Ontology annotation, cellular component: mitochondrion; cytoplasm; cytosol. NCBI's taxonomy places the organism in Eukaryota, Metazoa, Chordata, Actinopteri, Syngnathiformes, Syngnathidae. The record is from RefSeq and is a predicted model, not a curated record.
CUUCCGUUUCCGCUUUUUACGGCACAAGUUAGCAAACGUAGCGCAUGUUUGUGGCCAUUUGAUCAGCAAUGGAAGGCAAAGCACGCAUUCAAGAUGCCAUUAAAAGCCAAGGAGAAUUAGUUCGGAAGUUGAAGUCUGAGAAGGCGAGCAAAGAGCAGGCUGGAUGCUUUGAUUGACUUGGUACAUCUUAUGUUCUGUCCUCCUCAACUGUGAUGAUGAUGAUGAUGAUGCUGAUGCAUCAUACACCGCCACCCAAGUGUUAGGGUUGCUUACCACUUUUCUCCUGUUCUUCCUGCCUGACCUUCACCGCCAUCACAUUAUUAUUUUGUGGAAUAUACUUGUCGCCUCUUUAAAACUGGCCGCUGACUGACUGACAUUCCCAUUGGAUGACAACUCCAAACCAUCGGCCAUGUUCGCUGUUCGUACCUGCUGUGAUAUGCUGGGCUUCCCACGCUCAAACUUUGUGCGAUGUUGCCGUUCUUUGAUGGGAAUUACUGUUGCACAGAUUGAUCAAGAAGUGGCCAAACUUCUGGAAUUGAAGGCACAGUUGGGAGGUGACGAUGGGAAAAACCAGUUUGUCCUGAAGACGGCAAAGGGAACGAGAGACUACAACCCGAAGCAGAUGGCAAUAAGAGAAAAAGUUUUCAACAUCAUCAUCAGCUGCUUCAAACGUCACGGCGCUGAAACCAUCGACACUCCUGUUUUUGAAUUAAAGGAGACCCUUACAGGGAAGUACGGAGAAGACUCCAAGCUCAUCUACGACCUGAAAGACCAAGGAGGAGAGCUGUUGUCCCUCAGAUAUGACCUCACCGUCCCAUUCGCUCGCUACCUGGCGAUGAACAAGAUCAGCAACAUCAAACGCUAUCACAUUGCGAAGGUCUACCGCCGUGACAAUCCCGCUAUGACACGCGGACGCUAUCGAGAGUUUUACCAGUGUGAUUUUGACAUUGCAGGGCAGUACGACAGCAUGGUUCCGGAUGCCGAGUGCUUGAGGAUUGUUCACGAAAUCCUCAGCCAGCUGGACCUCGGCGACUUUCGCAUCAAGGUCAAUGACAGACGGAUCCUGGAUGGAAUGUUUGCCGUGUGUGGCGUUCCGGACGACAAGUUUCGCACCAUUUGUUCCACAGUGGACAAACUGGACAAGCUCCCAUGGGAAGACGUGAAGAGGGAGAUGGUGAACGAAAAAGGCCUCUCAGAGGAAGCGGCUAACCAGAUUGGGGAAUAUGUCAGCAUGCAAGGUGGCAUGGACUUAGCAGAGCGCCUCCUUCAGGAUGAGAAGAUGUCUCAGAGCAAGCAGGCUUCUGCAGGCCUGUCAGACAUCAAACUGCUCUUCAGCUACUUGAAGCUUUUUCAGGUUACGGACAAGGUGGUGUUUGACCUGAGUCUGGCUCGGGGUCUGGACUAUUACACAGGAGUCAUUUACGAGGCAGUGCUGUCUCAGGCCUCCACCGAGGAACAAAAUGGCUGCUGCCCCGCCGAUGAGGGUGUGAGCGUGGGCAGCGUCGCUGGUGGAGGACGCUACGACGGACUGGUGGGCAUGUUUGCCCCCAGUGGAAAGAAAGUACCCUGUGUGGGUGUCAGCAUCGGCAUUGAGAGAAUCUUCUCCAUCAUGGAGCAAAAAGCGGAGGCUUCAGAGGCCAAGAUUCGCACGACGGAGGUGCAGGUGAUGGUGGCGUCUGCUCAGAAGAACUUGUUGGACGAGAGGCUGAGACUUGUCACUGAGCUUUGGAACGCUGGAAUCAAGGCGGAGGUGAUGUACAAGAAGAACCCCAAAUUGCUGAGUCAGCUGCAGCACUGUGAGGAGACGGGCAUCCCUCUGGUGGCAAUCCUUGGAGAACAGGAGCUGAAAGACGGUGUUGUCAAGCUGCGUGACGUCACCACCAGAGAGGAGGUUGAUAUCUCCAGAGCUGAUCUUGUCGAUGAGAUCAGGAGGAGAACCUCUGAGGACCAACUAGUUACGCCACAAAGACAAUAGCUGCUGCAUGAAGAAUGAAGAAUUAUGUCUGGCCAUAACAUGAAAAUAUGAAUAUCUUACAUAUUGUGAUGUUAAUGUAGACACUUAAUAGUGUACAUGUGUAUUGUUUUGUCAUGCUUUAAAGACAAGAACAUUAAUGGAAACAAGUUGUAUAGCUCCUCGCGUCCACUAGGGGUCCCCAAACACAACUGUUUGAAUGCUUUAAAGACAAGAACAUCAAUGGAAACAUUGCAGAAAAAAAGUAAAUAAUUGAUUCCAUACAGUAUAUUUAUUGUCAAGACAAAAAUGUAUGACAAUAAUAAAACCUCUUUACUGCUACUUUGAACUGUAGUGAUGUAUUUUCUUUAACUACAUUAUAUUUACUAAUAACUAUUUUAAUACAGUAUGAAUUAUUUAUAAACCAUG